AUGCACUCACGUCGACCCGAGACCUUGAAGAUUGACAUCUCCAAGUAUAGGGGAGUCGAAGAGGACUCCUUCUUGAGAUGGUUUGUCGAAUUGGAUGACGCCAUAAGGGCGCGUCGCAUCGACGAUGGGGAUAUGCAUGUUGCAUUUGCCCAGUCAAAUCUGGCAGGACGUGCCAAGACUUGGGCACUGGGGCUAAAGUUGCACGACCCAUAUGCGUUUGGGUCGUUAGAAGUCUUCAAGUCGCGGCUCAGACAAACGUUUGAACCGCCUAGAGCUGAGUUCAGGGCUCGAACCGAACUCUUGAAGCUCAAGCAGGGUAAGCGUGAUGUGCACGCUUACGCACAACAUAUACGACAUCUCACGAGUUGUAUAAGUUCCAACCCGGUGGAUGAACACACGUUGGUUUCGGUGUUCAUGCAGGGUCUUGCGGAUGGUCCCGUCAAGACUCACCUGUUCCGGCUUGAACUAGAUUCACUAGAACAAGCCAUUUCCAUUGCGGAGCAGGAAGAAUUCAGUCUGAGACAGGCUCGCGCCAGCUCGACAUCAUAUCGUCAACCGAGACGAUAUGACAGCGGAGGUCCAGAGCCGAUGGAACUCUGUUAUGUAGAGAGCGAGAAGGCUCGCUCUACAGACUACAAGAAGUUGCAGAAAUGCAACAGAUGUCAGAAGACAGGACACUACGCUUACGAGUGUAUUGCCCCUCGUCCAGUGUCUCGCGACACUGGGCGUAGUGACCGUUCACCCAUGAGAAAGGGGCAGGGACGAGGAUCCGCUGUUGGUGCAAAGACGCAACAACGGGAUGGACCGUCAAAAAACGGACAGGAUCAGUAG
Messenger RNA from Peronospora matthiolae, 831 nucleotides. Lineage: Eukaryota; Oomycota; Peronosporomycetes; Peronosporales; Peronosporaceae. The record is from the annotation of a GenBank genome assembly.